AUGAUCGAUAACACGACAAUCGUGUCAAUAAACGCGACUUCCUCUAAUGUUUUUCACCGUUCACUUGCCAAUCAACCCUUGCAAGCUGUACGAGCAGAAGGCAACUAUAUUUAUCUUAAUGAUGGACGUAAAUUACUUGAUGGUAGCAGUGGUGCUGCCGUAUCAAGUAUUGGUCAUAGUGAUAAGCGAAUCAUUGCAGCUAUUCUCGACCAGUUGCAAACUGUUGAUUAUGUACAUUCUGGAGCCUUUAGUAGCAAGGCAACUGAGGAACUAGCUAACGAACUCGCUAAAGCAACUGACAUGGCGAAAGUCAUAUUUGUCUCUGGUGGAUCUGAAGCCAUAGAAUCAGCGAUCAAGCUCGCUAGACAGUAUCAUUUGGAAAACAAGCAACCUGAAAGAAUCAAUUUUAUUGCUCGUCAACAAAGUUAUCACGGCAAUACGCUUGGUGCGCUUGGCCUAUGUAGUCACAAACCACGUCGUGCUCCAUUUUUACCAUAUUUCUCAUCUCAUUUUCAUCAUGUUUCACCUUGCUUUGCUUAUCAUUACAAGUUGGUCGACGAAUCUGAUGAAGCUUAUGUGAAGCGUUUGGCUGAUGAACUGGAGGCGAAGUUUCAAGAACUUGGUCCUCACACGGUGGCGGCUUUUUUUGCUGAGACAAUUGUUGGCGCCACAAGUGGUUGCACUCCAGCAGUGCCUGGUUAUUUCAAGGCAAUCCGUGAAGUGUGUGAUCGGCAUGGUGCUCUCUUUGUUCUCGAUGAAAUUAUGUGUGGCAUUGGUCGAACGGGUAAAAUGCACGCAUGGCAAUGGGAGAAUCUCUCAUCUCCGCCGGAUAUUCAAGUCGUUGGAAAGGGACUAGGUGGUGGUUAUGCUCCUCUUGGAGCAGUUCUCAUCUCAGCCAAAGUUGUCAACGUCUUCACUACCGGAUCAGGUACAUUCAUCAAUGGAUUUACCUAUCAAUCGCAUGCUGUGGGAUGUAGAGCAGCUGUAGAAAUUCUCAAAGUGAUGAAAGAAGAUGGAUUGAUUGAACAAUGUUAUCAACGUGGAAUCUUCUUAGAAAAGUUACUUAAGGAACGGUUGGGUGAUCACCCGUAUAUUGGUGAUAUUCGGUUAGUUUUCAAGAUUUUUCUUCUUGCUAAAAGAAUAAUUCACUAUCAGAAUCUCGAAAGUAAAAAACUUCAGUAA
Messenger RNA from Rotaria sp. Silwood2, 1182 nucleotides. The record is from the annotation of a GenBank genome assembly. Lineage: Eukaryota; Metazoa; Rotifera; Eurotatoria; Philodinida; Philodinidae.